AUGAAGAUAGUCACCAUCCUUUUAGCUUUCGCUCUUGCAGUUAUUGCUGCUCCAACGCAGGAGAGGAGAGAUGUCCCUAUUUAUCCUUCCAAUGAUCCUUUCUACGAAGCUCCAGCUGGCUUUGAAUCCAUGCCAGUUGGAACUAUAUUGAAGUCCCGUAAGAAAGAUAAUCCCUUUGGAGUCAUUGUUAUUCCAGAAAUCUUAGAUGCUACAUACCAGUUCUUAGUGCGUUCUGAAGAUACUUUUGGAAACCCUAAUGCAAUUGCCACUACCCUUUUCAUUCCUAACAAUGCUGAUCCUUCCAAAUUACUUUCAUAUCAAAGUGCAGAAGAUUCCGCAAACAUUAACUGCUCUCCAUCAUAUGCUAUGCAAUUGAAUUCUGAUCCUUCUAGCUAUAUCUCUCCACAAGUUGAACAAAUCUUGGCCCAAGUAGCUUUGAAUGAAGGUUGGUACGUUGUAGUUCCCGACUACGAGGGCCCAAAAUCUGCUUUUGGUUGUGGGCUUCAAGCAGGAAAGGCUGUCUUGAACUCAAUUAGAGCAGUCUUGCUGUCUGGUUCUACAACGGGUAUAAGUCAAGAUGCAAAGGUCUCUUACUGGGGCUAUUCGGGUGGCUCAAUUGCAACUGGGUGGGCGUCUUUAUUGCUGCCAACAUACGCCCCCGAUCUUACAAAGAAUAAUGUCGGUGCAGCAUAUGGUGGUAUUGUCGCCAAUGUAGAACACACAGCUCAAACAAAUAUGGGAAGUCCCUUUGCAAGUCUUAUCUUUUCUGCUAUGAACGGCUUAAGUGCAGAAUACCCAGCUUUAAAUGACUAUAUCAAUUCUAACGUUUUCCCUGACAAGCUUGAUCAAUUCAGAGACGCUAAAAACGAAUGUUUAGUUCAAGCUCUUCCUGAGUACGCAUUUGCUACGUGGACAGAUUACUUCCAGGACGGAGACAAUACUUUGAACAAUCCAAUUGUCAAGAACGUUACAACCCAAAACAACAUGAUACUUUCUGGCUUAGUUCCCACCAUUCCAUUGUAUUUCUAUAAUUCCAUUUUAGACGAAAUCAUCCCUGCUUCUGAUGCUGAUGACUUGUAUAAUCGUUUAUGUGAUGCUGGAGUGUCUAUAGAAUAUUCCCAAGACUUGGUAGGUGGUCAUGUCACCCAGCAAAUAUUAGGAUCUGGAGCAGCUUUUACCUGGCUUAAAAAGAUAAUGAAUGGCGAAAGCACAAGAGGCUGCUCAAAGAGGACUGUUGUGUCCAAUGCUUUAACCACAAAUGGUAUUGUUGGAAUCGGUGAUGAGUUUAAAACAGCUUUGUUAACAUUUUUAUUAUUUCCACUCCACAAGACAUUCAAUCCUUUGAACCCAUUGGGACUUCCACCUAUUGAUAUUCCAACUAUAGUACCUGGUUUCCAUUUCAAAUGGCCGCCAUUUUGA
Messenger RNA from Dujonia railenensis, 1419 nucleotides. NCBI's taxonomy places the organism in Eukaryota, Fungi, Ascomycota, Pichiomycetes, Serinales, Debaryomycetaceae. The record is from the annotation of a GenBank genome assembly.